Fusarium oxysporum Fo47 is the source of this 929-nucleotide messenger RNA. Its product is annotated as Alpha/beta hydrolase fold-1. The record is from RefSeq and is a predicted model, not a curated record. The transcript has 2 exons. NCBI's taxonomy places the organism in Eukaryota, Fungi, Ascomycota, Sordariomycetes, Hypocreales, Nectriaceae. The coding region runs from base 106 to 858 and encodes 250 amino acids.
AGGCGCUGCUAGUCCGCAGACUAACUUAAGACAUUACUUAUUCUAUCGUGUUUCCUCUCCAGAUUCUCUCCAGUUUACUAUUGUCAAGUCUGUUUGAACCUCAUCAUGUCUAACCCCACUAUCGUCUUCGCUCCUGGUGCGUGGCACACAGCUGAUUGCUACGAUGUCGUGCGAAAAGAACUCCACGCCAAGGGCUGGGAGACUGAGGCUGUUGAUUACCCCUCCGUGGGCGCUGAGCCUCCUACCAAGGGAUUGAGCGAUGAUGUCGCCGCUGUGCGAGCUGUUGUUGAGAAGUUGGUUGAGGAGGGCAAGAAGGUCAUGGUUGUUGUGCACUCGUACGGUGGUCUUGUUGGUGCUGAGGCUGUUAAAGGCUUGGGCUUGAAGCAGCGCGCACAGGAGGGUAAGCCAGGCGGUGUGAUUCAGCUUGUUUAUCUGAGCGCUUUCGUCAUGCCAAAGGGAGCUAGUAUUCUCGGGGCCCUUGGAGGACAGUAUCUUCCCUGGAUGCGAGUCGAGGGAGACUAUGUCUAUGCUGAGACCCCCGACAACGUCUUCUACCACGACGUUGAUCCUGAAACUCAAACCAAGGCCAUUGCUGCCUUGAAGCAUCAAUCUCGUCGCGUGUACACCGACAACGUCGAGUACGAACCAUGGCACGACGUUCCCUGCUUCUUCAUUUUCUGCGACGAAGAUCGUGCUAUUCCUUUGGCUAUUCAGGAGAAUCUGGCUUCUACGUUGGGUUCUGAUGCUGGAAGCUUCCACAUCAAGAGCUCUCACUCGCCGUUCCUGUCGCUACCUAAGGAGACGGUUGAGGGGCUAGAGAAAGCUGCUCAGGAUGGUUUGACCAAGAGCUCAAGCUAGAUGUGCUGGCGGCUUUUAUAUUAUAAAUUCAACGUUAGCGUAUUGAAAUCAUGAUUUGAUGGGAAUAUCAA